This is a messenger RNA of Scomber japonicus (chub mackerel), 5481 nucleotides long. RefSeq names its product ubiquitin specific peptidase 19 (gene usp19). The record is from RefSeq and is a predicted model, not a curated record. Gene Ontology annotation, molecular function: cysteine-type deubiquitinase activity. Bases 442 to 5235 code for a protein of 1597 amino acids. The transcript is spliced from 26 exons. Gene Ontology annotation, biological process: protein deubiquitination. Lineage: Eukaryota; Metazoa; Chordata; Actinopteri; Scombriformes; Scombridae.
GCACUUCGGCCGGGCAGCAGUGUGUGUUGUUCCAAACAAAGUAGGACCUGACCCGCGGAGGCCGAAUGACACCUAGAAACUGAGGAGUUUUUUUCAAUUGUUGUCUUGUAUUUGAACCAUUAAACUAACUUGCUCAAAGUUAUCCGAAAUGGGUCCCGGAUAAAGGAGAGAAACUUCCAGAAACACCGUGGACUACGCGGCCGUGAAGGAGCUUAGCCGCCGGGAGAAGCAGGAGAAGGAGCCGCUCGGCCAUUGUGUGCACGGAUCGAAAUUCAGUUCCCCUUCCCCUCCUAGCCUUCCUGAUUCUGUUCUGGGAGAUUUCAGACCAGUAUCAUCGCCAAGAUAGCUGGGCCAGGUAGGAAGAGGCACACCUCAGAUCCAGACCCCAGCAGCGGUAGUGAUUCCGGGGACGGGCGGCCUGUUAGUGCCAAGUGCCUGAAGAUGGCCAGCAGCGGUGGCAGCGGCGUGGCUGGUAGUGAGACGGCAGGCCGUCGCGGUGGGGCUCAGCAUCAGCAGAGGGGAGGCGGCGGUAGGGACAACAGCUCAGAGCUGACCUCCAGUACUAGCAAGAAGAAGCAGAAGGACAGGGCUAACCAGGAGAGCAGAGAGGCCAAGAGGGCGGCAGCAGCAGCUGCAGCAGCAGCUGAUGGAGUUAUUGCAGAGGUGAAGAAAGAUGUGUUUGUGGACUGGAAGCAGAAUGCCAACGAGGUGAUUGUCAAACUGCGCUGUGGGGAGGGGGUGCAGAGGAUAGAGGAUAUCAACACAACCUUCACCGACACGCACUGCAACGUGUGCUUCCCAGAUGGACGGCAGUGGAGCUGCCAACUGCAGGAGGAGAUCGAGGCCUCGUGCAGCAGAGUCCAGUACAAGGAGAAGGGAGGUUUCCUGCUGCUCGUUAUGCACAAGAGGAUUCCCUUUCACACCUGGCCUUGUUUAAAGUCAAACAAGAAGGAGAAGGAGGCACCACCCACAGAGACCAAAAACAUAAAGGAACAGGAGACGAAGCCUUUUGCCUCGCAGUCAUCAGAGAAACCCAAACCCAAACCCACCCCCCCACAGCCACAACCCCAGCCUCAGCCUCCCUCCUCACCCGCUCAUGGCGAGCCAAGGCGUGGCGGCAAAGCCGAGCGCGGCGUCAAGCGCUGCCUCAAAAACAAAGCGGGCGACAAGGCCUCCGCAGGGGUGAAAAGCGGAGGCGGGGACGACUCCACUGCCACCAGCAAGCCCGCCGCCGUCAGCAAAGCCGACCAGCAGGCUCAGGAACCCAGCGCCAAGCGAGCCAUUUCACGGCUGCCCAAGACCACCGCGGCGGAGGCGGCAAAGUCACCGUCCCCCGACAGGCACACGCACGCAGUCAAGUCUACAGCAGCUAACGGUAGAGAUUCACACACACACCCGCCCGCUGGUCGGAGCCCACAGACACAACGCAGAGAUGGAGACAACAAAGCAGAGAGGCUAGGCAGCGAGCAGGAGCAGAAACCUGCUGCUGCUGCUGCUGCUGCUGCUGCUGCUGCUGAUGAUGAUGUUGAUGACAGCCAUAGCAACAAAACUCAGGAGCCAGAGAAGCAGAAGCAGUCUCCAGUCACUGAGCACAGGUCUGAAACAACCACAAGCAGCACCGAAAGCCAACCAGCAGCUCCCGUCAGCGCCAGCGACCGCCUCAAACCCGUCACCUUCGACAAACAAGCCGACUCAGCUUCUCCGGAGAGGCAGCGAGAUAGAACUGACUCAGAGACGGAGAAAAAGCCAGCGGAGCAGGAAUCGGAGCGGGACGCCGUCACCUGCACCCAGCAGUCGGGAUCGAGAGAGGCGGAUCCAGCACCGGCCGUCACAGCCGCCGAACCCGGUGUAACCCGGAAGCAGGGCAGCAGUGACGGAGAGGAGAAGCGGGACCAGUCGAAAGAGGAGCCACCUCUGGAAAUGAAGCAACAGGAAGCCCCGGAGCCGAUGGUCAACCUGCAGUUAGUGAAGAACGACUCGUACGAGAAGGGCACGGACCUCAUGGUGGUCAACGUUUACAUGAAGGGGAUCUGCAGGGACACGGCCCGGGUCAUCUUCAGGGAGCAGGACUUCACCCUCAUCUUCCAGACAAGUGAUACCAACUUUCUACGGCUUCAUUCAGACUGUGGACCAAACACAGUCUUCAAGUGGCAAGUCAAACUCAGGAACCUGAUCCAGCCUGAACAGUGCAGCUACUCCUUCACCCCGUCCCGACUGGACAUCACCCUGAAGAAGAGACACAGCCAGCGCUGGGGGGGUCUGGAGGCCCCUGCCACACAAGGUGCAGUGGGUGGCGCCAAAGUCGCGGUGCCCUCCAGCCCCGCCUGCAUGGAGAAAAGCCAACCAGGCAGCAGCCAGCACAGCUUGCCGGCCAAGGACGAGCCCCCGAGGGUGGGAGAGGAGAAACCCAAGGCUCCCAAAGCCUCGCCCAGAGUGGAGGACGGGGGCCUGGACACCGUGGGCCCUCGCACCGUCUCCGAGCAUGUCGCCAUCACCAAGUCGGAGCCCGCUGUUACUGCGCCUAAGCCUACCUGCAUGGUGCAGCCCAUGACCCACGCACCUCCUGCCAGCAACGAGCGUCAUGAAGAAGAGGAGGAGAAGAAGGUCUGUCUGCCUGGUUUUACAGGAUUGGUCAACCUGGGUAACACCUGCUUCAUGAACAGUGUCAUCCAGUCCCUGUCCAACACCAGAGAACUCAGGGAUUACUUCCACGAUCGAGCAUUUGAGGCAGAAAUCAACUGCAAUAAUCCUCUGGGAACAGGAGGCAGGCUCGCUAUCGGCUUCGCUGUGCUGCUCAGGGCGCUUUGGAAAGGAACGCAUCACGCCUUCCAACCCUCAAAACUCAAGGCAAUUGUGGCCAGUAAAGCCAGUCAGUUUACAGGUUACGCCCAGCACGACGCCCAGGAGUUCAUGGCUUUCUUGCUGGACGGGCUCCAUGAGGACUUGAACCGCAUCCAGAAUAAACCGUACACCGAGACCGUGGACUCUGACGGUCGGCUGGAUGAAGUGGUGGCGGAGGAAGCAUGGCAGAGGCACAAGAUGAGAAACGACUCCUUUAUAGUAGACCUCUUCCAAGGCCAGUUCAAAUCCAAGCUGGUCUGCCCCACAUGCUCCAAGGUGUCCAUCACCUUUGACCCCUUCCUCUACCUGCCCGUCCCCCUGCCCCAGAAACAAAAAGUGCUGUCAGUUUUCUACUUUGCGAAGGAACCUCAUAAGAAACCCAUCAAGUUUUUGGUGAGUGUGAGCAAGGAGAACUCUAGCACUGCUGAAGUCCUUGAAGCCAUCUCCAGGAGUGUGAGGGUCAAACCAGAGAACCUCAGACUAACAGAGGUGGGGAAGAACCGCUUCGAGCGCAUGUUCCUGCCGUCCCAUUCCCUGGACAGAGUGUCCUCCUCUGACAUGCUGUUCUGUUUCGAGGUGCUUUCCAAAGACCUGGCCAAGGAGAGAGUGGUGCUGCUCCGAGUGCAGCAGAGACUCCAGGUCCCCAUCAUCCCCAUUUCAAAGUGUGCCGCCUGCCUAAAGCCUCCGGUGUCCGAGGAGGACAAGCUGAAGCGGUGCACCCGGUGCUAUCGUGUCGGCUACUGUAAUCAAGCGUGUCAGAGGACACACUGGCCCAAUCACAAGGGUCUGUGUCGACCCAACACAGAGAACGUGGGCCUGCCCUUCCUGGUCAGCGUGCCAGAAUCCCGACUGUCCUACGCCCGCCUCACCCAGCUACUAGAGGGUUUCUCCAGGUUUUCCGUCAACGUGUUCCAGCCUCCGUUCCAGUCAGGCAGGACAUCCCCCGAAACAUCCCAGUGCCGGGGAGACCUGCCCCCGAUGGCAGCAGGCUCUCCCGAGGGUCCCGGCUCAGGGGACGAGGCCACAGGCGGAAGCGGCACCGUGGCAGUCGACUCUGAUCUGGAGAGUCACUCCGCGCCGCCCGAAUCCCAGGCAGAGUGCGCCCAAGCCUCAGCGCUCCACUCCGGGGAGUCAGAAGCCCUCUCCUCCUCCUCCCAGACCUCCCUCUCCACCACGCGGACCACCGACUCAGGAUUCUCCGAGCCGACCUCCUCUGCCUCCUCCUCUCUGGACCCCCACGCCGAAAAAGAGACGUCCUGUGAGAAGGCGGUGCGACCAGAAGCUGCUGUAGCCGGGUACCAGCAUCCAAGUGAAGCGGCAUCAGGUCACGCCAGUCAGUUCUACAUCACUCUGCUGGAUUCUAACAACAAGGAACAAAGGCUAGAUGAGAAAGAGGACCCGCUGGCGGACCUCCCCGAAGACGCCAUCCUGGAGCUGGUGUGGAAGAACAACGAGCGUCUGAAGGAGUACGUCCUGGUGAGCUCCAAGGAGCUGGAGUACGAGGAAGACCCCGGCUCACUGAGCGAGACGGCCAGAGCAGGACACUUCACCCUGGAGCAGUGCCUCAACCUGUUCACAAAGCCGGAGGUGCUGGCUCCAGAAGAGGCGUGGUACUGUCCAAAGUGCCAGCAACACCGCGAGGCCUCUAAGCAGCUGCUGCUGUGGCGACUUCCCAACGUUCUGAUCAUCCAGCUGAAACGCUUCUCCUUCAGGAGCUUCAUCUGGAGGGACAAGAUCAACGACAUGGUCGACUUCCCCGUCAGGAAUCUGGAUCUGAGUAAGUUCUGUAUUGGCCAGAAGGACGAGAUGCAGCACCCCCCCAUCUAUGACUUGUAUGCAGUCAUCAACCACUAUGGAGGAAUGAUAGGAGGCCACUACACGGCUUACGCUCGCCUACCCAGUGAUAAGAACAGCCAGCGCAGUGAUGUUGGCUGGCGUCUCUUCGACGACAGCACCGUGACGAUGGUGGAGGAGAGCCAGGUGGUGACCCGCUACGCCUACGUCCUGUUCUACCGACGGCGAAACUCCCCCGUGGAGAGGCCGCCGCGCUUCCUCAGGCCCGUCGGAGCCGAGUCGCCCACCACCGCGGGAGCCACUGCCAGCCAGGCCUCUCUAAUAUGGCGGGAACUGGAGGAAGAAGAGGAAGGCUUCGACGAAGGCGCCCGCGGACUGUUCCGCUCUGGGCUGCAGCGGAGGCGCCAAACGCAGAGGAACAGAGAGGAAGACCAAGACAGAGCGGAAGGGCCGGCGCGACGACGCAACCGCUGGCGGAGGAUGUCAGAUUAUCCCGAUGACGACUGCGUGCGAUAUUUUAUUCUGGGCACCCUGGCGGCCGCGUUCGCCCUCAUUGUCAAUUUGGUUUAUCCUCUUAUUUACAAAUCUAACUGGACAUGAGCAGCGGCUGCUUGGCCACUUGUUGGGUGAUAAACAAAGAGGUCAGAUAUGAAACUAGAGAAAAGGCAGGUCAGGUUUAGAUUGGUAUGGUAACACGCUCAGCUUUAAGAGAGUCAUCCAUCAAUUUUCAGUUAGUAAAACAACACUACAACACUUAAACUUGACAACUUGAUCCUUUUUUAAAAAUACUUUGGACACUAUUUCAUAUGUUACACACACUGAGAGUCCAAAGUGAAUCCUCUGAAU